This is a messenger RNA of Cuscuta campestris, 1014 nucleotides long. The record is from the annotation of a GenBank genome assembly. Lineage: Eukaryota; Viridiplantae; Streptophyta; Magnoliopsida; Solanales; Convolvulaceae.
AACAAAACACAUCCUAAAUUUUUUUCUUUCAUAUUUUUUUUUAAUUCCUUUUUUUUUCUUUAAACACUCUCAACAAGCGUUCACUGAUCAGAAAUUCAGAACCAAAAGCAAGGUCUCUCUGAAGGUAAAGCCCUAGUGGUGAGAUGAUGGGGAAGCAAAAAAGGAAAGAGAUUGUUGAAUCAAACAAGAGCGACGACGAGAACCGGAGCAGCGAAUGCGGAGGGGCGACGAGUGAAGUAAUCAACGAAAUUACGCAUGAAGUUUCCGGUGCGCAUACAGUGAAACCCCGCCCCAUCUUCAUCCUGGAAGAUGCCUCUCUUGAAGUAGGCCUUGUUCACAAGAAACGUAAGAUUCUGAGUUCUAGCGAAGACAGCACCUUCAUGUUAAAGCAGGGGAAAAAUCCAAACAAUUAUCGUCCUGACAUUUUUUUCGAGGCACUUCGGGCAAUCUUAGAUAGCCCACUAAAUAAAGUAGGAAUGGUUGGAGCUGUCUAUGCCAGAACUAGUUCUGGUGUUGUUUUCGAGGUCAAGCCCCAUACUCGUAUACCUAGAACGUGCAAACGGUUCUGUGGCCUCAUGGUGGAGCUGUUCCAGAAGUCUUGUGUCCGUGCCAAAGAUACUGGAGAAGUUCUUAUCCGAGUCCUUAAAGGGUCUUUGACACAGCAUAUACCUGAAAAUGCUCGUGUAAUUGGCCUAUCAUAUAGUUCAGAGAAGGUGGUUGAUAUAGAGGACUAUGUUUCUACUCUGCCAGAUGAACAGGACAUUGUUUUUGUGGUGGGUACGAUGGUCAAUGGUAAAGUUAGCCAGGACGGAAAGGAUGACUAUAUUUCAGGUUGAAUGUUGAAACUUGAUCCUGAUGAAUCUUAGUUGAACUGUGCGUAACAUUAAGUUCGAGUUAGAAGUAGUAUGGUUAAGAAAGUACCAUGUUUCUCCUGGAAUUUUAUGGUUGUUUAGUGGGUUGUACUAGGGAACAUAGUAGGGACCAUGUUGGGUGGAUGUUGGAAGAUGAAUGGGG